AUGAGGAUGGAAAUUGCUCAUUUAUGCAUCAAGUUUCUUAUAGCAGGAACUGAUACUAUUCCAACUGCCUUGGAAUGGAUCAUGGCUAAUCUGGGUAAGUACCCACAAAUACAAGAAAAGUUAUUCAUUGAGAUUAAAGGGGUUGUGGGAAAUGGAAAGGAAGAUGUAAAAGAAAGUGAUUUAAUUGCAAAAGAUGAAAGCAGUGAUUUUGGAAGGCCUGAGGAGGCACAUUUUGUGGCACCGAAUGCAGUGGCGCAAGAUGUUGUUUUGGAUGAAUAUUUGAUACCCAAGAAUGCAAGCAUCAAUUUUAUUGUUGCUGACAUGGGGUUGGAUCCAAAGGUAUGGGAGGAUCCUAUGGCAUUCAAGCCUGAUAGAAUUUUGAAUACUGGAAGCCAAGAAAUUGAUAUUACAGGCAGUAGAGAGAUUAAAAUGAUGCCAUUUGGUGCAGGGAUGAUGUUGAUUUGGCUAAGAAGUUAG
This is a messenger RNA of Dovyalis caffra, 477 nucleotides long. The record is from the annotation of a GenBank genome assembly. NCBI's taxonomy places the organism in Eukaryota, Viridiplantae, Streptophyta, Magnoliopsida, Malpighiales, Salicaceae.